This is a messenger RNA of Ogataea polymorpha, 1635 nucleotides long. RefSeq lists its product as uncharacterized. Gene Ontology annotation, molecular function: phosphatidylinositol-3-phosphate binding. Gene Ontology annotation, cellular component: endosome. The record is from RefSeq and is a predicted model, not a curated record. Gene Ontology annotation, biological process: retrograde transport, endosome to Golgi; protein targeting to vacuole. Bases 121 to 1635 code for a protein of 504 amino acids. Lineage: Eukaryota; Fungi; Ascomycota; Pichiomycetes; Pichiales; Pichiaceae. The transcript has 3 exons.
AAAGACCCAUGGGCAUCGCCUGCCGCAAAUGGCAUUCAGAAUCUUCAGUCAUCUGUUUUGGAAGAUAAUAACUGGAGUUCAUACAACUCCAACGACAUCCUUGCCAGUAACUUCUCUGCAAUGACUAUUGAUCGUCGCCAAGAGAAUGGCAGUGAGCUGUAUCAUGAACAAUCUGCGGCUCCAUCAGACCCGCUAGCAAAUCCAGAGUCUUUAGACACCGAAAACCAGGAAGAAGUGGAUUUGAAAGAAACCUCCGUUUGGUCGGAAGAGCUGGUUGCUUCUUUCAAUCCCUUGGGAUACCAUAACACAGAAGAUAAAACCAUAAUUCGAGUCAAGGAAAUCCCCGAAAAAGAGGGUCUUGUUUUCAAACACAUCAAUUACCUCAUUAGCCAUAAUCUUCGUUUUCCUUCCGAGUUGUAUCAAAACGACAAGCCUGCCGGAUCAGAAACAAAAAUUAUCAGAAGAUACAGUGAUUUCGCCUGGCUUCUUGAAGUGCUGUGGCGCAAAUACCCUUACAGACUAAUCCCAGAGUUGCCACCCAAGAAGUUGUCAUCUUCCACUGAUUCUAUUUUUCUGCAGAAGCGAAGGCGCAGUUUACAGCGAUUCCUUUACCAGCUGAGCAAGCACCCGAUACUUUCUAAAGAGAAUUUGGUGAUCAUGUUCUUGACAGUCCCUAACGAUUUUUCAAAUUGGAAGAAAUUCGCAAAUAUUGAGCUUACUGACGAAUUCGAAUCAAUUAAGAUCAACAUUCCCAAGCGGUUCAAAUUGAACUUUGACCAGGUACUGAGAGGUCUGAACGACCAAGACCCUGAACUCGAGGAACAAACGCAAGUGCCCGAGCAAACAGUCAAUAAUGAUAGCAUAGUCAACAAUAUCACGCAGAUUUGGAACGAAAACCCUGUUGACCAUUCAAAACUUGACUUCAUGGAGAACUUGCAGACGGUCAACGUGAGCUUAAGCACUUUCGCGGACAUUUGGUCCAAAUUGUGCAUUCUGGUGGAACGUAUGGAGAAAAGAGAGUUGGCGUUGCACCAAGAUCACCAGCGCUUCUCAUACUACUUGGGACAAUUUACCUCAAACAGUGGAAAUCUUUAUGGUAUUGAGAACAUGGUGAUUUCUGAAGCACAGCCAGAAGAAAGCCAAAACAUGUCUAUCAUCAACACCAUCCUGAAGCAGGUCAUGAAAUAUUUCACCACAACAAAGCAACUCAAAGAUGAUGAGUUGACAAGCUUGAGUUCGGAUACACUCGAAAAUUUCCGGAAGCUACAAGAUUAUUUGGCCUCACUGCACUUCCUUAUUGAAAGGAUUGGCAAUUUCAAGAACGCAUCUGAAAAACAAAUUCACGUUCUUUUGAACCGCAUCAUGAAAACGAAUGAACGACUCUUCCAAAUAAAAAUCAAAUCGGACAUUAGAGGGUCUGAGGUGGACAAACUUGUCAAGCUCUUGACCGAAUCGGCGGAAGAACUGAACAAUCUUCUCUCUUACAUUAUUCUUGUAAAAUCCACAUUCCUGACCGAAUUCAGGCUGUUUCAAAAAACGAAAUACCUUACUGGUUCCUUGAAAAAGUCAAGUACGGGGAAUUACAGCAAGAUUCUUUACAAAGAGUGUUUAAUGAUCUUCAGGAUAUGCCAUUAA